This is a messenger RNA of Drosophila serrata, 1472 nucleotides long. RefSeq names its product acyl-CoA Delta-9 desaturase pseudogene. The record is from RefSeq and is a predicted model, not a curated record. Lineage: Eukaryota; Metazoa; Arthropoda; Insecta; Diptera; Drosophilidae.
UUUUCUUGAUUUAAAAUUGUAUUUAUGGUGGGUGGUCUUGAUUUUAUGGUGCCUUCUUAAUACUAAAAAUUUUAUCCUUGUCUUAGGUCUACUUUUUUUAUGAGUGCAGUUCUAUAUGUUCCAACCAACAAAUUAUUAUGUAAAUUUGUGCGUUGUUUUAGGGAUUCAAAUUACAAUAGAUCGUGAACCUAAGCGCUGAGUGUACAUCACAUCUCGGUUCCGGCUAUUGGAAUUUGGUAUAAGUAAAACGCCGGGGCAAUCCCAGACUCAAACGUAGAACAGAAUGCCACCGAAUAGCAAAGAUACCACCGGAGUGCUCUACGAGUCGGAUGCGGAGACAGUCGAUGGUGGCCUUAUCAAGGAUAUCGGUCAACUGAAGACCACAGACGGGCGGAAGCUGCAGCUAGUUUGGCUCAACAUUGUGCUCUUUGUGAUACUUCAUUUAUCCGCGUUGUACGGCAUUUGGCUGCUGAUGACGAAGGCUAUGUUGACGACGAUUCUGGUCUUUCCGUUCGCCAUGAUUUUCACCGCCCUGGGCAUUUCCGGCGGCGCCCAUCGUCUGUGGGCACAUCGAACCUUCAAGGCUAACGUGCCCCUCCGCCUGAUCUUCCUGUUCCUCAACACGCUGGCCUUCCAGGAUGCGGUAUAUAUCUGGGCGCGGGACCAUCGAGUGCAUCACAAGUACUCGGAAACGGAUGCCGAUCCGUACAACUCGGAGCGAGGCUGGUUCUUUUCGCAUAUUGGCUGGCUGUGCGUCCGCAAGCAUCCCCAGGUGGUGGAAAAAGGCAAGCAAAUCGACCUCUCUGACCUGGAGCAGGAUCGACUGGUGAUGUUCCAGAAGAAAUACUACAUGCUCCUGAUGCCACUCAUCUGUUUUGUUAUGCCGACUGUGCUUCCGAUGUAUCUGUGGGGUGAAUCGUUUAACGUCUCCUUCCAAGUGAUGGCCCUGCUUCGCUGGGUAACCGUCCUGAACCUUAUCUGGCUGGUGAACAGCUCAGCGCAUAUGUACGGCAAACGUCCAUAUGACAAGAAGAUCAGCCCCACCGACGAGAGUUUCCUCAUUUGGCUGCGCUUUGGAGAAGGCUAUCACAACUAUCACCACGUCUUUCCCUGGGAUUAUAAGAGUGCCGAGCUGGGCCCGUACUCCCGGGACGUCACGACGGCGUUUAUCAAUUUCUUUGCCUGGCUGGGCUGGGCCUACGAUCUGAAGAGUGUGUCUCCGGACUUGGUCCGACGGAGGGUUCAACGGACGGGAGAUGGCUCCCACCCCGUGUGGGGUUGGGGCGACAAGGACCAGUGCAGCGAGGAUGUCGCCGAUACCACCAUAACCCACCAGCGCGCAGUUUUAUGAUGGAUCGCGAUGGGAGCAAAAGCCAAAGACAAAUUAAAAUUUAAAAUACAUUUAAAAUCAAAAUAAAAUUGUUACUAGAAUUGUAAUUAUUGUCUUUUUACUCACUGAAUAAUUUAUAGUU